CUCUCUUAAUUAUUAUAAUCCAAUUUCUGAUAAUCUUUUUAAAUUUUUACAAUAUUUUCCUACUUUAUGUAAAGGAUUAUAUCAUUUAGAUAUAACUUUACCUUAUUUUGAAAAUAAUCAAAUUAUAAUAGAUUUAUUAAUUUCUAUUAUUAAAUCUCAAAAAAAUUUACAAGAAUUUAAUUUAUCUGGUGCUAGAAUUGGUGCAAAUUUUAUUAUACCAAUCCUUUUUUCUUUUCAUUAUAAUAGUUUAAUUUCAAUUAAAUUUCAAAAUAUUAAUUUUCAUAAAGUUAAUUUACGUUCAAUAAUUUCUUGUAAAAAAUUAAAAAAUCUUACAAUUUAUCAUUGUACUGGUUUAACUAAAUCUAGUUUACCUUUAUUAGUAAAAGAUUUUAAUUCUUCUCAUUAUAAUGGUGGUAUGAGAUUAAAAUCUUUAAAUAUUGGAUGUUCUCCAAAAAAUUCUCAAAUUCCAAAAUUAAUUCUUGAAUCUUUACUUUCUACAACAUGUCAAGAAUUAUGUUUGGAUUUAAUUACUCCAGAAAUUAUUAAUGCCAUCAAGAAUCGUUGUCAAAAUAUCACCACAUUAAAACUUCGGGAUUAUUUCAUUAGCAAUGAUGAUAUUAUUACAACAGAAUCAUCAUCAUCAUCUUCUUCUUCAUCUACAUCUAAUUCUUUAUUAUAUAAUUUAUUUCAUGCUUUAUUAUUAGAAAGGUUAACCGUUAUUAUUAGUCCAAAGAAUAGUGAUUAUGAAGAAUUAAACAUUCAUGCUAGAGAUUUACCAUCAAGUUGUUGGUAUUUAGAAUUACAAUGUGGUUAUUCUGUUAGAAAAUUAUGUGAAUUAUUAUUAAGUGAUGAAUGUGUGGCUCCAAUUAGGGUAUUAAUUAUAAAUUAUUUAAGAUUAGAUAUUUCUCAUUUGAUGAUCGUAAGAGAUUUUGCAAUGGUCAAAGGAACUUUGAAAUAUUUUGGAAUUGGUGGAAGAAAUGAUUUUGAUAAAGACGAAUUAGAUGUUAUUAAAGAAUUACAAUAUAAAUAUAAUGUUACCGUUAAUUAUAAUGAUGUCGGUGACAUAAUGUAUUAGAUUCUACAUCUAAAAAUCUAAAAGUUGAUAGUAUUUAUACAUUUUUAUAUCUUCUUUAUUUUUUUUUUUUAUUGAACAUUUAAUAAAAAAAUUUUGUAUAGCAAUUAUAUUACAAUUAAGACAAAUCCGCUUCGUGAGUUGUAGUCUACAGGCCAUACUUUGUAUUAUGAUUGAUUGGUCCAUCAUUUUACAUAGCAUACAAUAUUGGAGUUAGAAAUAUACUAGA
Messenger RNA from Rhizophagus irregularis DAOM 181602=DAOM 197198, 1301 nucleotides. RefSeq lists its product as uncharacterized. Gene Ontology annotation, molecular function: protein binding. Lineage: Eukaryota; Fungi; Glomeromycota; Glomeromycetes; Glomerales; Glomeraceae. The record is from RefSeq and is a predicted model, not a curated record.